GGUGGAAGAACAGUUCCAUGGAGUUUUCUGCACAUCUUGCUCUGACGCAAUUUUAACCUCGCCACAAAGCAGCAUGCGAACAUGGCGAACAUUAGAAGUAUCAAGGGCAUGGUGGGCUUGGUCACAGGAGGUGCUUCGGGUUUGGGGAGAGCCACAGUGGAGCGGUUGAUCAGCCAAGGUGCGAGCGCUGUGGUUCUGGACCUGCCCAGCUCAGACGGGCACAAUCUGGCCACAACUCUUGGGGACCGCUGUGCUUUUGCUCCAGCCGAUGUAACGUCAGAGUCAGACGUGAUGUCAGCUGUAGCUUUGGCCAAAGAGAAGUUUGGCCGACUGGAUUUGGCAGUGAACUGUGCCGGCAUUGCUGUAGCUUUUAAAACGUACAACUUUAAAAGGGACCUCCCUCACAGCCUGGAGGACUUCAGCCGGGUCAUCACCGUGAACAUUGCUGGUACCUUUAAUGUAAUAAGGCUAGCUGCAGGGGAGAUGGGUAAGAAUGAGCCAGACGCCGAUGGACACCGUGGCUGCGUUAUCAACACGGCCAGCGUGGCCGCAUUCGAUGGGCAGGUGGGCCAGGCUGCAUAUUCUGCCUCUAAAGGUGGCAUUGUGGGAAUGACACUUCCCAUCGCUCGAGACCUUGCUCCCAUGGGUAUCCGUGUUGUCACCAUAGCCCCAGGUUUGUUCUCCACGCCGCUGCUGGCAGGACUGCCUGAGAAGGUGCGCAGCUUCCUGGCUCGCCAAGUGCCCUUCCCCUCGCGCCUGGGCAACCCUGCCGAAUUUGCCCACCUCGUGACCUCCAUUGCGGAAAAUCCCAUGAUCAACGGCGAGGUGAUUCGUCUGGAUGGAGCCAUCCGGAUGCAGCCCUGAGGGGAGGGGGAGGGGGGAUGGGAGGAUGGAUGGAUGGAUGGAUGGAUGUGUGCCUGUGUUGAAAUAAAGUCAACAGAAUGGAACCAGAUGUGCAAACAUGUUUCAAUGAGAGUGCAGUUUUUACUGCUCAGGACAGCUCUGCCUAAAAAGGUGUAACUGGUUGUGGUUUGUUUUUAAAUCUAUAGGUGCGUUUUGUUUUUGUUUUCUUUUUCUUUUUAAACACUCUAGCUCUGAUGUUUUAGUACUGAGCAUGCAUAUGCUGUACUGUAAGGCAGUGGGACAUUGGUGCGUACGUUUGUGUCACACUUAGGUUACAUCUUCCUCUGACUUGUUGAACCAUUUGAGCUGAUGUUCAAGCCAGAACCUGAUUCAAUCCUGUCCUGAGAAUUCCUGAACUUGAGAGAUCUUCAUCUUACUGAAACUUAUAAUUUAUGAAUGCUUCCGUUUGUCUUGAGUCCCUUUUGAGAUGUUUUAAUUCAUUAAAUGCACAUCUGGGUAGAAAGCUAUAAAGUGUGCUUGUGUGCCAUCACAGAGAACACCUGAAGGGGAAAUAAAACACUACAAUGGACUUUUAGGUGAAAAUGUU
Molecule: messenger RNA, 1450 nt
Organism: Electrophorus electricus (electric eel)
Lineage: Eukaryota; Metazoa; Chordata; Actinopteri; Gymnotiformes; Gymnotidae
Gene: hsd17b10
Product: hydroxysteroid (17-beta) dehydrogenase 10
Biological process (GO): estrogen metabolic process; fatty acid metabolic process; androgen metabolic process
Cellular component (GO): mitochondrion
Molecular function (GO): estradiol 17-beta-dehydrogenase [NAD(P)+] activity
Source: RefSeq, a predicted model, not a curated record